Pedinophyceae sp. YPF-701 is the source of this 1677-nucleotide messenger RNA. NCBI's taxonomy places the organism in Eukaryota, Viridiplantae, Chlorophyta, Pedinophyceae. The record is from the annotation of a GenBank genome assembly.
AUGCAGCGCACUGCGGCGAUGACCGGGGCAGCGGCGCCCUGCCGGGGAUCGCGAAUCGGCAGCAAGUCGCACAACGGCGGCCGCCAGCUCGCCAUUGCGCGUCCUGCGCGCGGCGCUGCCGUGGCUCGGCAGGGCCUCAAGGUCGUGGCCAAGGACUUCCCUAAGCCAGCGUUCGAGACCGCCGGCACCUUCGUCGAGGCCCAGGACCUCUCCUCCUCGCUCAUGCAGGCGCCCCGCCCCGUCGAGCCCAAGCGCGUCAUCAUCGCCGGCGCCGGCCUCGCCGGCCUGUCCACGGCCAAGUACCUGGCCGAUGCAGGGCACAAGCCGGUGGUUCUAGAGGCGCGGGACGUGCUGGGGGGCAAGGUGGCGGCAUGGAAGGACGAGGACGGGGACUGGUACGAGACGGGCCUGCACAUCUUCUUCGGCGCGUACCCGAACAUGAUGAACCUGUUCAAGGAGCUCGACAUCGAGGACCGCCUCCAGUGGAAGAUGCACUCGAUGAUCUUCGCGAUGGCGAGCCAGGGCAAGCCGGGCGAGUUCUCGCGCUUCGACUUCCCGGACCUCCCGGCCCCGCUGAACGGCAUCGUGGCCAUCCUGCGGAACAACGACAUGCUCACGUGGCCGGAGAAGAUCAAGUUCGCCAUCGGGCUGCUCCCGGCCAUCGUCCUGGGCCAGGAGUACGUCGAGGCGUGCGACAAGUACACCGUCACCGAGUGGAUGGACAAGCAGGGCGUCCCCCGGCGCGUCAACGACGAGGUCUUCAUCGCCAUGGCCAAGGCGCUCAACUUCAUCGACCCGGACGACCUGUCGAUGACGGUGGUGCUGAUCGCGCUGAACCGGUUCCUCCAGGAGACGCACGGCAGCAAGAUGGCGUUCCUGGACGGCGCGCCCCCGGAGCGCCUGUGCCAGCCCAUGGUGGAGCACAUCAAGAGCAAGGGCGGCGAGGUCAUCAUGAACGCGCGGCUGAAGAACAUCCUGCUGAACGACGACAACACCGUCAAGGGCUACGAGCUCACGAACGGCGAGGUCAUCACCGGCGACGUGUACACCUCGGCCAUGCCCGUCGACAUCCUGAAGAAGCUCACGCCCGAGCCGUGGGCGAAGCAGCGGUUCUUCUCGCAGAUGGAGGGCCUCAAGGGCGUGCCCGUGAUCAACAUCCACAUCUGGUUCGACCGCAAGCUCACCACGGUCGACCACCUCCUCUUCUCCCGCUCGCCGCUGCUGUCGGUCUACGCCGACAUGUCGACGACGUGCAAGGAGUACGAGGACCCGGACAAGUCGAUGCUCGAGCUCGUCUUCGCGCCCGCCGAGGGCUGGAUCGGCAAGUCGGACGAGGAGAUCAUCGAGGCCACCAUGGCGGAGCUCGAGCGCCUGUUCCCGACCGAGAUCAAGGCGGACCAGUCGAGCGGGGCGCAGAUCCGCAAGUACAAGGUCGUGAAGACGCCGCUGUCGGUGUACAAGACGACGCCCGGGUGCGAGGACAUCCGCCCGAGCCAGCGCACGCCCAUUGAGAACUUCUACCUGGCCGGCGACUUCACGAAGCAGCGGUACCUGGCGUCGAUGGAGGGCGCGGUGUACAGCGGGAAGCUGUGCGCGGCCGAGGUCGUGAAGGACCACAACCCGGGCAAGGCCUCGGCGAAGUCGGAUGCCAAGCAGCCUGCGGCUCUGGCGGCGUGA